This is a messenger RNA of Ficedula albicollis (Collared flycatcher), 1033 nucleotides long. RefSeq lists its product as uncharacterized. The transcript has 2 exons. The record is from RefSeq and is a predicted model, not a curated record. NCBI's taxonomy places the organism in Eukaryota, Metazoa, Chordata, Aves, Passeriformes, Muscicapidae. The coding region runs from base 101 to 745 and encodes 214 amino acids.
GGUGGCACCAAGGUGGCACCAAGGUGGCACCAAGGUGGGUCCAAAGUGGCAACAAGAUGGCACCAAGGUGACACUAAGGUGGCCCCAAGGUGGCUCCAAAAUGGCACCAAAAUGGCGUCAAGGUGGCAUCAAGGUGACACCAAGGUGGCACCAAGAUGGCACCAAGGUGGCACCAAGAUGGCGCCAAGACGGCGCCAAAGUGUCACCAAGGUGGCACCAAGGUGGCACCAAGAUGGAUCCAAGGUGGCGCCAAGGUGGCACCAAGGUGGGUCCAAAGUGGCAACAAGAUGGCACCAAGGUGACACUAAGGUGGCCCCAAGGUGGCUCCAAAAUGGCACCAAAAUGGCGUCAAGGUGGCAUCAAGGUGACACCAAGGUGGCACCAAGAUGGCACCAAGGUGGCACCAAGAUGGCGUCAAGGUGGCUUCAAAAUGGCACCAAGGUGGCACCAAAAUGGCGCCAAAGUGGCACUGAGGCGGCUAAAAAAUGGCAUCAAGAUGCCAUCAAGGUGGCACCAUGAUGGUUCAAAGUGGCACCAAGGUGGCAUCAUGGUGGCAUCAAGGAUGGAUUUGAUCCAGGAGGGGACAAAUGGGGACAAACGAGGGACAAUGUGGGACAAUGAAGACAAAUGGGCACAAUGGGGACAAACGAGGGACAAAUGGGGGAAAAUGGUGACGAACGAUGACAAAAGGGGGAGAAAAGGUGACAAACAAGGACAAAUGGUGACAAACAGUGACAAAGGGUGACAAAAGGUGACAAAUGAGGGACAAAUAGUGACAAAUGAUGACAAAGAGGUGACAAAAGGUGACAAGGAAAAACGGUGACAAAGGGUGACAAAAGGUGACAAACAAGGACAAAUGGGAGACAACCGAUGACAAAAGGUGACAAAAGGGUGGCGAAAGGUGACAAACAAGGACAAACGGUGACAAACAAGGACAAACGGUGACAAAUGAUGAGAAAAUAGGGACAAAAGGUGACAAACAAGGCCAAACGGUGACAAACAAGGCCAAACGGUGACAGACAAGGCCGAAAGG